Molecule: messenger RNA, 6474 nt
Organism: Morone saxatilis (striped sea-bass)
Lineage: Eukaryota; Metazoa; Chordata; Actinopteri; Moronidae
Gene: pde5ab
Product: phosphodiesterase 5A, cGMP-specific, b
Biological process (GO): signal transduction
Molecular function (GO): 3',5'-cyclic-GMP phosphodiesterase activity; protein binding
Source: RefSeq, a predicted model, not a curated record
UCUCUCUCUCGUUCUCCUCUCUCCCUCUCUCCCUCUCUCUCUCUCGCUCUCUCUGUCUCUCUGUCUCGGUAUACACCGUUCGGUACCGGCUCUUCCGCGUAUAGAUGUAGACUGCAGCCGGAGCUCACAGUUGUCGCCUCUGCGCCAUGGAGGACUGCUGCUCCCCAGAAAGCGAGAGGAUGGAAGCGUGGCUGGACGACCACUUGGAGUUCACCCACUCCUACUUUAUCAGGAAGGCGUCAAGGACCCCAGGUUCAAUGCUGAGGUGGACUUGAUCACAGGUUACAAAACCCAGAGCAUCCUUUGCCUGCCCAUCAAGAACCACAGAGACGAGGUAGUUGGAGUGGCUCAAGCUAUCAAUAAGAAAUGUGGGGAGGAUGGGGCCUUCACUGACCAGGAUGAAAAGGACUUCUCGGCCUAUUUGGCCUUCUCAGGCAUCGUCCUGCACAACGCUCAGCUCUACGAGACAUCGCAGCUGGAAAACAGACGCAAUCAGGUGCUGUUGGACCUGGCCAGUCUCAUCUUUGAGGAGCAGCAGUGUCUGGAGGUUUUACUGAGGAAGAUCGCAGGAACCAUCCUGUCUUUUAUGCAGGCCCAGGCUUGUACAGUCUUCAUCGCUGACGAAGACUCCAUGAACUCCUUCUCCAGUGUCUUUCACAUGGAAUAUGAGGAGCUGGGUGAAGUCCUAGACGCCCCCAAAAGGGACUGUGAUGUCAGUCAGAUUAACUACAUGUACGCCCAGUAUGUUAAAAACACCAUGCUGCCUCUCAACAUCGCAGACGUCACCAAGGACCAACGCUUCCCCUGGACAAGUGAAAACCCAGAUCACACCAGCAACCAGAUAAAGAGCUUGCUCUGCACUCCCAUCAGGAAUGGCAAGAAGGACAAAGUCAUAGGUGUGUGUCAGUUGGUGAACAAAAUGGACGAAGCAUCAGGCAGCGUGAAGGCCUUCAACAGGAACGAUGAGCAGUUCCUGGAGGCUUUUGCAAUCUUCUGUGGCCUCGGCAUCCAAAACACACAGAUGUACGAAACAGUGGAGAGAGCCAUGGCCAAGCAAGAGGUCACUCUGGAGGUCUUGUCCUAUCAUGCCUCCGCCGCAGAGGAAGAAUCGCGGGAACUCCAGGUGGCCACAGUGCCGUCAGCCCAAUCAUUACGUCUCCUGGACUUCAGCUUCAGUGACUUUGACUUGUCAGACACAGAAACCACGCUGGGUACUAUCCGCAUGUUUGUCGACCUCAACCUGGUCCAGAACUUCCAGAUGAAGUACACGAGUUUAUGCCAGUGGAUUCUGAGUGUGAAAAAGAACUACAGGAAGAAUGUGGCUUAUCACAACUGGAGACACGCCUUCAACACUGCUCAGAGCAUGUUCGCCCUCCUCAAGUCGGGACGCUUACAGAAUAACCUGAGCGAUCUGGAGGUCUUGGCUCUGAUGAUUGCAACUCUCAGCCACGACCUGGACCACAGAGGAGUCAACAACUCCUACAUACAGAGGAGCGACCACCCACUGGCCCAGCUCUACUGCCACUCCACCAUGGAGCAUCACCAUUUUGACCACUGCCUCAUGAUCCUCAACAGCCCCGGAAACCAGAUCCUGAGCAGUCUCUCCCUGGACGAGUACAAGGCCACUCUGAAGAUGAUCGAGAGGGCUAUUCUGGCCACUGACCUGGCCCUGUACAUGAAGAGGCGCGGGGAGUUCUUUGAGCUCACCAAGAACAGCCAGUUUGUUUGGGAGGACGAACAUCACAGAGACUUACUGAGGUCAAUGCUGAUGACUGCAUGUGACAUCUCAGCCAUCACCAAGCCCUGGCCAGUGCAAAAAAGGAUUGCAGAGCUGGUAGCCACUGAGUUCUUUGAACAGGGGGAUAAGGAGAGACGUGAGCUGAACAUUGAGCCCAGUGACCUGAUGAAUCGUGAGAAAAGAGAUAAGAUUCCCAGCAUGCAGGUGUCUUUCAUUGAUGCCAUCUGCACUCAGUUAUAUGAGACCUUGGCUGGCAUGUCGGAGUAUUGCUCCCCGUUGCUGGAAGGGUGUCAGAAAAACCGGCAGCAUUGGAAGCGUUUGGCCGAGGAGUGUGAGAAGGGGGUGGUCAACGGCUUGGUGUGAUCCCAACACCAGUUUGGCUCUCAGUCAACACCAAUUCCCAGGGUUCGCCCUGUGCAACCUGGUCUCAUAAAACUUGAUGAAAUUAGCAUGAUACCUACAAGAACCAAUUAAUUAAUUUCCAUAUCAGGAAAAAAUGAUGUGUUAGGAAAACAAAAAGACCAAACAAAAAAGGUUGGUUUGUCAGUGAAAGGGAAGACCCCCUUCCCUUCAACUUUAGAAACCUUAGAGCAGAUUUUCUGACACUUAAAAGAAUAAAUCCAGUUUCUAUUAAUCUGCCUUAUUUUUUCAGGCUUGUCCAUCCUUCCUCUCUGUAAUAAUAAGGUUCUAAUCACCAAGUUGAAUUGCUCAGAUCUGAGAAUGUGGCAGCAACAGUAAAGAAGACUAAGAACCAUGCCAAGAAGUCAGGCGGUGGUUUGAGCUUAAUGCUAACAUAAAUAUGCUAACAGGUCUACAAGGGCAAUGCUAACAUGCUGAUAUUUAGGGUACUGUGGUGAGGUAUUAUACUAUUACCACCAUUUUAGUGUUAGCAUUUGCUAACGAGUCCUAGACACAAAGUACAGCUGAUAAUUAUGGAAAUGUCAUUAGCUUUACAAGCAUUUAGUCAUUAUUAAUUAAAUUGAAUUGUCUUGGAACCAUGAAUCAGUCUGUUAAGUAGAUGUGGUGGACCAACUGACAUACCAACAUUGCCAUCCAUUGAGCCAGGCCUUAGCAUUCCCUACGGGGUGUGAAAGUGAUGCAGUCAGCUAACCUGUGAGCAGACGCUCCGUGUUGUUAGCCAAGCUUAAAGCUAGCAAAACCUGAACCCAUAUAGCCGACCUUGUUUGGAAGAGAAAACUAAGGUGGACAACAAAAUUGCUAGCCAAAAUUUCUUGUUAAUGUCCGUCACAGUUUACUAGACCUACUGUACUUGCUUUAAUUCUGCAAACUGUUUACAACCUUUCUGAUUAUGUAACAGCUCAUUUCUCACCAUGCUCCCAGAUCUCAGCAGUUACUUUAGUGAAUAAAUACCAUAACAGAUAGAAAUGAUGGCCAAAACUGCAAUAAUCAGACCCAAAUUGUCAUAUCCCUUAACAUAUAACCAUAAAGAAAUUGUUGCAUCAUCUGAAUUUAACUCUCAGAAGUCCCAUGAUAAACUACUGAGACUGCAACUUUACGUUUCUAACACAUAAUCCUUGUUUCAGAGGUCGUGCUCAUUUCGCCAAGCUUUGUGAGACCCGUCUUCCUGUCGUCACCAUUCUUUCAUGGCUUUCACUCACCAGAGAAAAUAACAGAAUCAGCACUAAGCUAUAUUUAUUACCAUAGCCAUUUUUAUUUUUGCACAGAGUGGCUUUCAUCUUGAAGUCUCACUUACACUAUCUCUCACAGGUAGUGAAACGUAGGGGAACACUGAAUGGUAAGACAUAGAUCCCUGGGGAUCAGCACCAUUCCAGUGGGAUACAGAUAUUGUACUAUAUCUUUACAUAGUGUCACAAUGAUCUGAUAAGCUUGUUAAAUAUGUCUUCGUUCACAGCACACACACUAAAAGGGUUUUGAGUCUUUUGUAACAUUUUUUUCACUCAUUGUCUUAACUAUUGCAUAUUUAUUUUUGUUUUAUAUAUUUAUUAGAGUUUCUAUAUUGUAUGUCAUCCUUUUAUCAAGAGCACACAAUUCUUUAUAUAGGAAAUGUAGUUUUCAUACUUAAAAAUCCCAUCUCUGCUUUUUUGAAGGACCUUUCGUAGUAACAACUCUUUCAGAUGACAUUUGGAAAUGAAAUGUUUUGUGUUUUGUUUUGUUUUUUCAAAAUGUAAAAGAGCCAAAGACUAGGCCUGCAAUUUCAAAGGGAAAUGGGUCUAGAUUUUUCCACUGCCUUGUUGUGAUAAAAUAGGACCAAUUCACAAUUAAAAGACAAAAAAACGUUUUGUCCACAUGCUUUUCCACUACAAGAGCUUGUUUUUUUACACCCAUUUUAAUAUGGAGUAACGUGUGUUAGACUGUGGGCAUCCUGACUAGACUGUGUUUUUCCUACUUUGACGUCACUUGCAGCCAACAAUGGAACGUAACUGACAUUGACAACUUUGCUAGAAACCAACCAAUAUGAUGGCACGGGGUGUGAUCUAGCUCUGGUACACUCACCAAAUAUAUAGCAAAUAAUCAUCAUAACCUAAAUUUAUAAAGAAAUUCAAGAGUGAAAAGGGUCCUAGGAGUGUACUUUGAGGCCAACAGAUUUUUGUUUUGAAAUGAGAAAACCAAAAUUGGGAAAUGAGCUGUUUCCAGACAUAUAUUUAUAAAUAGGGAAACAAAAAAAUGGAGAAUGGGUAGGUGUUUUUGUUUUUAUUUUCAAAAGAAAAUAUGGAAAACUGGUUGUUUUUCCAUUUUCCAAACAGAAAAUUGGUAUUUUUCUCAGUUGGCCGCAAAGUACAAUAACCAACAAGACUGUCUUAAAGGUUCCAGUCGAUGAGUUUCAAGCCUGACUGUGGAGUGAGAUUUGGUGAGAAGCUCUCUCCAUAUCAAUUCAGAAAGUAUCUGGGCUAUAUGCUGACACAGGUUAUUUAAAGGUUAAAAUCACACUCACAUGGAGCAGAAACCACCACUGCACUGCUGUCCAGUGGUUAAAACUUUCUAGUGUAUUACAGUUCUGGUGAGACAUGGACAAACAUAGAGCAGUGGUUCUCAACCUAGUGGUCAGGACCCCCCAAGAGUUGGGUCCUGACCAGCACCAGAUGAUUAAAGGGAUACGAAAGAAAUCUGUAAUACAAAGUUACUAUUGUUUGUUUUCCAACUAAUUUUUGCUUUUUUCUUUCCUUUGAAUUAAACUAUUGGAGAAAUAAAGUUGCUGCUUGGUAGAACUGCUCUCAACAUGUCCACACUAUAGGACAGGGUAUCAUUCCAUUACUGUGUUUGAGCUGCAGUACCAGCAGGCCUGCAAACUCCAGGGGGAUUAAAAAAGUGACAGUUGUGAGAACAAAGCCAAACAUCACGUCACUUCUCUUCGCACCACUUUCAAUGUCUCACCACCGCCACUGGGCUAGACAAAGCUUAAAUGGUUGAAGGAACUCUAAAUUAUUACACAUAGUCACGUAGGUUCUUGUUGGCACGCGAUGUUAAUAAAGCUGAUUUUUUUUCGAUUCUUACCUCUCACAAAUAGCUGCUGGUUGUGUUAACAUUAGUAAGACUGAUAACAGCUGAAAACUGUCCUGUCCUUCCAGCAGUAGAUUCUCAUGGCUGGUUAGCUCUGACUACCAGCUCUACAUCUCUCCCAUGCUACACUGAGCAGUAGUCUCCCAUGUGUCUCUUGACCCUUUGGACAAGGUUACAUUACUAAAGCUUGUUAAACAACAUUUCAAGUUACAGCAACCAAAAACAGUUUCAUUAGAAACACGAAGGCAAGCAGGGUUCUGCCUGAAAGUGCAAUGUCUGCCAGGUGCCAUAUUUUAAUUUCAGAAUGGUGAAUAAAUGCCAGCUUUGGUUAUUUUCGAUACUUAGAACUUCCAGUUGGUAGCCAAAAAGCACUCAGGUUCACACUCAGACUGUAAAAUGUAAUGAGGGAGUCACAAGUGGACAUUUUAUUGGGUCAGAAACCAAAAAGGUUGGGAACCACUGCCAUACAGAACAGUGCAGCAGCAGCUCUGUGUGCAAACGUACCCGAACUUCACACACCAGAUGAACCAGUGGACACUGUUCGCUGAACACAGGAUUUCACCCGCAGCUUUGAACCACACAUACAUCUUUCGAUACCAGUUUUCAGUUGGUUCAUGUAAGAACUGAUUAUGAUAAUAAAGAUAUUGGUCCUUCUCUGGCACUUUUCACAUUCAUAUGGUAGAACAGUAGCUAGACAGUACUGCAGAGAUAGCUAACGUUCAGCUAUGUUUGGCAGGUGCAGUUCAGUAGAAAGAAAAUAGUCCCUAAAUAUACUGGAAAGAAAGCAGACAUCUUCAAAAACUCACACCAAACCAGUCUAGAGGGAUAAAUAGCAUAACAGGUUAGAGGACAAAUAUGUAGUUUUGAUGUUGGGGUGAACUGUCCCUUUUCUAGAGCACUAUUGUAGACAUACAUGCUCAGAAGGCUCAUAUGUAUUUGUGGUUGUGUUUUGUACUCUGACAGUCUCCAGGGCUGUAAUACAUAUGCCUGUUACUUAACCUUUGUGCUUCUUUAAAAAGACAAAUAUCCAUUUCCUGACGGCUGCAGUCUCUGGGGUUGUUUUGAAUUCUGCUUGGCUUUUUGUUUUGUUGCAUGCACACGAGAGGGCAUUACACCAGUGAGAAAGGCUUCUUAUUAGGUAAGAGACUUGUGGGUGUCUACUGCAGGUGAGAAAAUGUAACAUGCUGAUAUGGUACCAUUAUGAAGAUGUUCCGUAUCUGCAAACUGUCCACACCACUGAACACUGUGAGUCAAGU